AUGGCCGACGCUUUAGUGGAGCGAAGACCUAUUGCUCGUUUCUUCUGCCACAGAUGUAACAUUGAAUUCGAAGAUGUUUUGCAGGACUACACUUGCCCAUACUGUGCCAGUGGUUUUAUUGAACAAUUGGAGAAUGAGGCGGAAGGUAUUGGCUUGUCGGGUGAUGAUUUCAGUGAUGCUGACAUGAGUAAUAUAGAUGAUAUUAGCAACAUUGAUGAAAUGAGCAAUUUGGAUGAUUCAGAUGAUCUUCAUCAAAGCACACCACCAAUGUUGAACGACCUGGCGUUUUUCAUGUCCGGCGGACGGCUACGGGGUCCUGGGCGGCGGCAGACCCUCAUAGAGGAGCUGAUGUGGCUGAUGGCGGGCGCCAAUCCGCCGGGCACUUUGACGGCGGGCGCUCCCUUCGUGUUCGUGGGCGCGCCAGGGGACUACGUCUUCGGCGGCGAAGGUCUUGACGCGGUGGUCACCCAGCUGCUGGGCCAGCUGGAGAACGCGGGCCCCCCGCCGCUGCCGAGGGAGCAGCUGGCCGCGCUGCCGACGGAGAACGUGUCGGCGGAGCAGGCUGCUGCCAACACGGCGUGCUCCGUGUGCUGGGACAACUUCCUCGAAGGCGAAGCGAUAUCGCGUCUCGAGUGCGAGCACAUUUUCCACUCGGCGUGCAUCCGCCCGUGGCUGCAGCUGCACGCCACGUGCCCCAUCUGCCGGCGCUCGCUGCUGCCCGAGGCGCCGGCCGCUGCGCCAGCGGACCCCGCCAACCCGCCAAACCCGCCCAACCCGGCCAACCCGGAUCAAGCCACGCUCCCGGCCGGCUCGCCCACGCCGUCGCUGCCGCGCGUGCUCCUGCGCCGCAUCCCCAGGCGGCAGGCGUCCGGGCCGCAGACGCAGACGCAGACGUGGCACACGCCCGCCGAGAGCAGCGGCUCCUCCGUCUCCAGCUCCACCACGUCCUCGGUGACGGCGGGCGGCGUGUGGGCGCCGCAGGUGCGCUUCGCCACCAACCCCAGCGGCACCAACUCCUCGGCUUCGCUCAACUCGAGCGCGGGCGGCGGCUCCGAGCGCCAGUACAACAUGGACAUUGACUACGAU
This is a messenger RNA of Iphiclides podalirius (scarce swallowtail), 1086 nucleotides long. The record is from the annotation of a GenBank genome assembly. NCBI's taxonomy places the organism in Eukaryota, Metazoa, Arthropoda, Insecta, Lepidoptera, Papilionidae.